AGUAUUUUCAGUGAAUUAUUUAGGCGAAUAGCCUAGGAAGAAAUUGACUCCUUGCGAGAAAACGUAAAAACUGAAAAUUGUGACCGGAGUGUUGCGGCAUUUUUUGUAACACAACUAGAAAAAAAAGGAAGACCUUAAAGAAUAUGCAGAAUACUUCUUUGAACGCUAUGCAGAGGAAAACAAAGACGCGUGAAUAUUUAAGUUUUGGCGGCAGUGGUGUGUUGUUCGCUCAUCGUGUAAGGUUUGUUGUCGUCGAAGACUAGCAAAAUGGCUGGUGUUUUUGGCAUUCAUGUGGGUAAUUCUUCUGCCUGCUUGGCGUAUUGUAAGGAUGGGAAAGUUGAUAUUAUAGCAGACGACAGUGGCAACAGAAUAAUGCCUGCAAUAGUCGCGUUUGUAGACGGUGAAGAGGCUGUUGGACUCCCAGCGAAGGCAGCUCUUGUUAGAAAUGCCACAUGUGCUAUUGUUCGGAAUAAGAAACUCUUAAAUGACAGUAUUCCUGACGACGAACUUGAGCAUCAUAUAAAGUCAGUGAAAUGUAAAAUAGUGACCGAAGGAGGCCUGAAAUAUGAAAUCCGAGAUGAAUACAAGAUUGCUGCGUAUACCCCAGAAGGAGUCAUGACCCGCAUAUACAAAAAGCUGUUUGGCUUUGCUUCCACAUGUGUACCUCCAGAUACAGAUCUGCGCACAGUCCUGUGUGUCCCCUUAAAUUUUUCGAAGUGUAGUCGUCAGGCACUGGCACGUGCAGCAGAAGAUGCAGGAUUCGAUGUUCUGCAAGUAAUUAGUGAACCUAUAGCAGCCUUGCUUGCUCAAGGCUGUGGUGUUGAGUCCCCAGAUGAGAGAGGGCUUAAUCACCACAAAAACAGAAGGCAGAUUUGUACCAUAUAUUACCUCAUAUGGUGAUGGACCAACACUACACUAGACAUCAGAAUUGUA
Messenger RNA from Schistocerca americana (American grasshopper), 933 nucleotides. RefSeq names its product heat shock 70 kDa protein 14-like. Gene Ontology annotation, cellular component: nucleus; cytosol. Gene Ontology annotation, biological process: protein folding. The record is from RefSeq and is a predicted model, not a curated record. The transcript has 6 exons. Lineage: Eukaryota; Metazoa; Arthropoda; Insecta; Orthoptera; Acrididae. Gene Ontology annotation, molecular function: ATP binding; ATP-dependent protein folding chaperone. Bases 268 to 900 code for a protein of 210 amino acids.